AUGUUUCCUGAACAUGAACAAUCCGAUCAUGUUGAUCAUAAAUAUACUGAAUCUCUUAAACGUCAACAACUGCGUCAACCAUGUCGUUAUAUUCUUCAACCACUUGAAAAUAAACGUAGUGAUGCACAAUUUUUCUUUUCUCAAACAUUUAUCGAUUAUCUUAUCAAUGAUAUUAUCAUAAAAGGUUCAUGGGAUAGUGUAAUUUGUAUUGGUUGUCCAACAAUAUUUGAAAAUCUGAAUCGUCCAUGUUAUAAAACAAAAUUACAUUCAUAUUUACUUGAUUAUGAUUAUCGUCUUUGUUCAUUUUAUUCAACUAAACAAAUGCUUAUUUAUAAUAUGUUUAAUGGACAUAUAUUUUCAAAAAAGAAAUUUUUUCAAGAAAAUUUUCUUUCAAAAAUUAAAAAUUGUUUAGUUAUUAUUGAUCCACCAUUUGGUGGUUUUCAUCGAGCUUUAGCUAAUUCAAUUGAAAAAUUAUUUCAGUCAAAUGAUGAUAUUCAACGAAAUUUAAUUGUUUUUAAUCCAUAUUUUCUUGAAAAAUGGAUUAAUGAUGCAUUUUCAAAUUUAAAAAUGUUAGAUUAUAAAAUUGAAUAUACAUCAACUUCAUCAUUAAAUUUAUGUCGAGGAAAAAAAGGUUCACCAGUUCGAAUGUUUACAGAUAUAUCUCCAUCAAAAUGUCCACCAUUAGAUGAAUUAAAUUAUAAAUAUUGUUUUGAAUGUGAUCGUUAUACAUUGUUAACAAAUCAACAUUGUCUUCAAUGUCAAACAUGUCCAUCAAAAGAUGGUUUACCAUAUAAACAUUGUUCAUUAUGUCAACGAUGUGUUAAAGCAGAAAGAAAACAUUGUAACAAAUGCAAUGUAUGUCAUUUACCUGAUCAAUGUAUGACUGAAUCAACUAAAAGAAAAUGUCCAUCAUUAUCAGAUGAUGAUGAUGAAAAAAAGAAGAAAAAAAAUUAA
Adineta steineri is the source of this 954-nucleotide messenger RNA. NCBI's taxonomy places the organism in Eukaryota, Metazoa, Rotifera, Eurotatoria, Adinetida, Adinetidae. The record is from the annotation of a GenBank genome assembly.